Messenger RNA from Bicyclus anynana (squinting bush brown), 1396 nucleotides. RefSeq names its product adenosine deaminase-like protein (gene Ada). Gene Ontology annotation, biological process: adenosine catabolic process; inosine biosynthetic process. The record is from RefSeq and is a predicted model, not a curated record. Lineage: Eukaryota; Metazoa; Arthropoda; Insecta; Lepidoptera; Nymphalidae. Gene Ontology annotation, molecular function: adenosine deaminase activity. The transcript has 7 exons. The coding region runs from base 288 to 1343 and encodes 351 amino acids.
UGAUAUAAAUCUGUGACGCAGAGAAAAUUCACUACGUGCUGUUACGUAUGGACCGGAUUUUCUACAACGUCUGUGUUUGUUGCCAGGAAUAUUAAUUUACUCUUUGGUUUGUUUUUGUUGUUCUAAAUAUAUUCUGUGCACAGCGGGGACGACAAAUGGAAAUGAAGGCACAGAUUAAAUGAAGGUAAACAGUAAACAAAACAACCUUUAAUUUAAAUUUAAAUUUUCAUAAUUGUUUUGUAAAUACAUUUUUCCUACAGUAUUAAACGUAUUCAGAAGUAAUUAUAAUGAAUAUCGAUACAUUUUGCCGUCAACUGCCAAAAUUGUCUUCCUGCCAGGAGCUUCAUGCCCAUUUAAAUGGCUCAUUAAGUCGCUUCACAAUGCUCGAGCUACAACGAUAUCUAGCUGAUAAUGGGAUGGCAGAUAAAUCCAAUGUUUUCUUGGACGAAUUCCAAAUAGGUGCAGGUGAUACAAGAAACUUGUCAGACUGUUUCCAAGUCUUUAAUAUAGCACAUGCACUUACAAGCACUAAAAAAACUCUCUCAAUGGCUACAGCAUUAACAAUUAAAGAGUUUGAGGAUGAUGGAUGUUGUUACAUUGAACUACGCAGCACUCCUCGAACAACACCUCAUAUGACAAUGAGUGAAUAUGUGGAAACCAUUGUUCAAACUAUGAGGAAGGAAACUGCAGACAUGACAAUCAUAUCCUGUCUUAUAAUAUCAAUAAAUAGAAGCAGCACUCAUGAAGAUGCCAAUAUAAUUGCAGAUGUCGCAAUAGAAUAUCACACCAAAUAUCCAGAUACAGUGGUUGGCAUUGAAUUAAGUGGUAAUCCUGCAGUUGGAAAGUUCCAAAAUUUUUUGCCUGCAUUAGAUAGAGCAAGAAAAGCUGGAUUGAAAGUUACAUUACAUUGUGGGGAAAUAUGUAAUCAACAGGAAGUAAUUGAAAUGUUGAAUUUUAAGCCUGAUCGAAUUGGCCAUGGAGUCUGUAUACAUCCACUGUUUGGUGGUAAUGAUGCUACAUGGGAACUACUAUGCAAAUCACAAAUACCUGUUGAAAUAUGUUUAACAAGUAAUGUGAAUACAAAAUCAACACAAGACUAUAAUUCGCAUCACUUUAAGGAGUUGUACAAUGCAAAAGUGCCUGUUGUAAUAUGUACUGAUGAUAAAGGAGUAUUUGCGACAUCGCUUUCCCAGGAGUAUCGAAUAUGUGCUGAAACAUUUGGAAUUGAACAAUCAAAACUCGCCAGACUUAGUCUUAGCGCUUGUAAUUACAUAUUUGCUGAAGACAAACGGAAGAUAUUGAGCGAUACAAUGUUGAAUUUUAUAAAUAAAUACGAAUUAUAAUGUGAACAAAUACCUACACAUUUUUUUAUAAUAAUAAAUGUAUACGUAAUCUA